UCACAGGGGGCUGCGACGCCGCCGCGGCCCAGAGUGCUGAAGGCGGUGACGGCCGGUUUGUGACUCGGGCCGGGCCGGCUGAGCAGCCGCAGGAUCUCGCUUCGCGUUUGCGGGCUCCGGGGCGGGGGCUCCCGCAGAGAAGCCCCCUCCCCGGGGUGGCGGGGUCUGGGAGGCUCCCGGUGGGGAGCGGCGGUGGCCGGGAAGGAUGCAUCAGAAGCUGCUGAAGAGCGCGCACUACAUCGAGCUGGGCAGCUAUCAGUACUGGCCGGUUCUGGUGCCCCGCGGCAUCCGCCUGUACACCUACGAGCAGAUCCCCGUGUCCCUCAAGGACAACCCGUACAUCACCGACGGCUACCGGGCCUACCUGCCCUCCAGGCUCUGCAUCAAAAGUUUGUUUAUUUUAUCUAAUGAGACGGUAAACAUCUGGAGUCAUUUGCUGGGUUUCUUUCUCUUCUUCACCCUGGGAAUAUAUGAUAUGACAUCUGUAUUACCUUCGGCAAGUGCAUCCAGAGAAGAUUUUGUGAUUUGUUCUAUAUGUCUUUUCUGCUUCCAGGUCUGUAUGCUUUGCUCAGUGGGCUAUCAUCUUUUUUCUUGCCAUCGGUCAGAAAAAACCUGUCGAAGAUGGAUGGCAUUAGAUUAUGCGGGAAUUUCUGUUGGAAUAUUGGGCUGCUAUGUCUCAGGAGUAUUUUAUGCAUUUUAUUGUAAUAAUUAUUGGCGGCAAGUGUACCUGAUCACAGUGCUUGCUAUGAUCCUCGCAGUGUUCUUUGCACAGAUUCAUCCCAAUUACCUCACACAGCAGUGGCAGAGGCUCCGUUCCAUCAUCUUUUGUUCUGUUUCGGGCUAUGGAGUGAUCCCCACUCUUCACUGGGUUUGGCUCAAUGGAGGAGUUGGUUCUCCUAUUGUACAGGACUUUGCAUCCCGUGUAAUUGUGAUGUAUGUGAUUGCUCUUCUUGCUUUCCUAUUCUACAUUUCCAAAGUUCCAGAACGGUACUUUCCAGGACAACUAAACUACCUCGGAUCAAGCCACCAAAUAUGGCACAUCCUUGCAGUAGUGAUGUUAUAUUGGUGGCAUCAGUCAACAGUGUAUGUCAUGCAGUACAGACACAGCAAACCUUGUCCUGACUAUGUUUCGCAUUUGUGAAUUCAGGUAUGGCCACCUGAUGAAUUCAGUUGGGAAGCAAUACAUAUGGGGAGUUCUACACCCCACUGUUUCUAAGAUUUCCAUUAGUUUUUGCUUUUUCUGUGUACUGUAUCAUGAAUAUUGCUUUAUAAAAAUGAAAAAAUAUACUUGGUUGUCUUCAGUAGUAACUGCUUUACAGACCCUGAAAACUACUAAUCUGCUGCUUGUACAGAAAAUAGAGAUGAGUUGGCAGCCAUGAGAGUAUCUGAAUAGCAACAAUGAAUGUGAGAUUAGCAUAGUAACAGGAUUCAUUUUACUUAACACCAGCUUAAUUUUCUUAGGAAGGGCUCAUCUCCACUGGAAAUGGAGUCAUCGUGUCUGAUUACUUUAAUAGGAGAUAUUUUCAUUACUCAAAUGUAAGUGCCUAAUCAAGGUGAACGUUGUUACAGCGUAUGCUUAAUCCAAGCUAAGAUCGUGAUUUUGAAUAAUCACAGCCUUUACACAUUUUGUGAGAAACUGGCACGUAAGAUAUUAUUUGCUUUAGCUAUAGUUUCUGCUCUCCUGAGAAAUACUGGAUUUUUUAGCUUACCAGAAGAAAAACUUUAAACUUCUCUUUUGAGAGAGGUGUUGAGAAAAGGAGAAAAAUUACUCAUUAUUUGUCUGAUAGUAGUUAUAUUAAAAGAGGAACAUAAGUGACAGAUUCUGUGGUCUAAUAAAUCAUUAGCCACUUAAGCCUUUUAGUUCUAAGUAUUACUUGAUUCCAUGUAAUAACUGAGUUGAGAGUGGAUUACAGAAGAUUUUGAUGUUGAAUUCCAGAAGAAUUUUUACCUUUCUAAAUCUGUAGUUCUGUAUUUUGUGAUGAUGAGGAUUUCCAGCAAUCUGGGUGCUUCUCUUAAGGCCAUAGGGGAUGGCCCUGUCUUGGCCCUGAAGUAAACCUUAAGCCUUAGGACAAAUUCAUGCAGAUGCCCCAUUUGAUGAGAUUAUUCAUCGAUACUGUAGUUUUCUGUUUAUGAAUGCAUUAGCAUUACAUUGAUAACUUGUGAGUAUUCAUAAACACUAUCUAAAAUUUGAAAAAGAAUUAAACUUGCCCUUUAUUGUUUAUACUUCAAAAAUACAUGUUACUGCCCUAUCAUACAGAGUAAACUAUUCUAUGGUUUUUCAUAUAUGUAAAUUAAAUCCCAGAAAGCAGAUUCAUAAACUUUGAUGUUAUUUAUUGGAAUAUACCAAAGUUUCUUAAUCAAUUGACAAGCGGUUCUAUUUGCUGUCUGAACAGUAGCAUUAACUUUCAGAAGAAAUGCUGAUGGAUGAAGCUUAUUCCAAAAAUGCCUUUUGUAUAUCCAGUAUUAGGAAAGUAAAUUUAACGUGCCUCAGUUUGUGCAUGUGUAAAAUUUGUUUCUUUCCACUAUAGUGUUUUGGGAAUAUAAAUUCCCUGUACUGGUAUUUCAUGGAGGCUGUUAGAAAAUAACCUCUUAGUAGAUGAAGUAAGGGUUCACAUGGGCAUAUCUUUGUGAUCAUGGAAUGUUCCUUUGAAAAUGGCUGCUGUUCCUAAUAAGGCCACAAUAUUCAUUUGUAUGUUUUAGAACGUUUUGAUGCGACUAUAGAACAUACUUCCCUAAAACACUUAUCCUUUAUUGGCUUACAGGACAUUGCUUUUAAAUAAACAUUUUGUCAUUAUGGCCCAACAAAAUACAGUUAACGUACCAAGUUAAAAAUGAAGGUGAAGUUCAGUUACUUUAGAUUUGGGACCAUUUUUAUUUUAAAAUAUUCUCAAAAUGAAAAGAAAAAAAGUCUUGAGUUUUGCUUUCAGUUUUUUACAUUACUGUUUUUGUCAGUUUUCAGACGUACUACUUGCCACCUGAGUUAACGUAUAAGGAGUAUAAAACCUUAGAAUUACUAAUUCUUUGACUAUAAAAGGCAGGCAUGUUGGUCUAACUGUAGGCAGAAUUAUUCUACAAAAAUUUCAGUGUUUUAGGCAAAUGUUUAAUGCCAUAAGAAAGUUGUCUUUCAUUUUUAUUCUCUCAAAUAAAUGUGGAUUGCCCUCAACUAUAAACACUUCUGUAUAUCAGUAUUUAUCUACCACCUACUGUGUGCGCAGCACUACUGGUAAAAUUUUUAAGACAUUCUUAACAUUAAAGAAAAUUUGAAGUUGCCUACAAAUCUGAGCAUUGUAAUAGUGUAUAUUUGUUAUUUUUGUUAUCCGUUUACUAAAGACUAAAAGUGUACUAGCCAGCUAUAGUAAAGAAGACUAGUUUUAAUUGUAUUUAUGUGUAAACAAUAAAAGGUCAUCUACAGACUUCACAUUUUACAAUUAUCUAUGGCUGUUUUAAAUCAGCAAUUUGUAAGGUUAUAGUUAACUCUUUAAGCAACAGUUCUUUCUAAGUAUAAAGCCAUUUUCAAAUAGCAAGAUUAGUGCUUGUCUUUUAUUACAGAGUGCAAUUCAGUAAGCUGCAUGAUAAAACAUGUAUUAUGUAAAUAAACUGAGUUUAC
This is a messenger RNA of Octodon degus (degu), 3607 nucleotides long. RefSeq names its product progestin and adipoQ receptor family member 3 (gene Paqr3). Bases 206 to 1141 code for a protein of 311 amino acids. Lineage: Eukaryota; Metazoa; Chordata; Mammalia; Rodentia; Octodontidae. The transcript has 6 exons. Gene Ontology annotation, molecular function: signaling receptor activity. The record is from RefSeq and is a predicted model, not a curated record. Gene Ontology annotation, cellular component: membrane.